Messenger RNA from Colletotrichum costaricense, 1311 nucleotides. RefSeq lists its product as uncharacterized. The coding region runs from base 1 to 1311 and encodes 436 amino acids. The transcript is spliced from 2 exons. Lineage: Eukaryota; Fungi; Ascomycota; Sordariomycetes; Glomerellales; Glomerellaceae. Gene Ontology annotation, molecular function: flavin adenine dinucleotide binding; sarcosine oxidase activity; saccharopine oxidase activity. The record is from RefSeq and is a predicted model, not a curated record.
AUGUCCUCGACUUCAAGAAACGAUCCCAUCUUGAUUGUUGGUGCUGGCGCCUUUGGGCUGUCUACAACUGUGCACCUGUUAAGGGCUGGCUUCAAGGACAUCACCGUCAUCGACAAGGAUGAUGAUGUCCCCUCAGCGUACUCGGCCGCUAACGAUCUGAACAAGAUUGUGCGUGCUGAGUAUGAGGAUGAUUUCCAUAGGGAAUUGACACUGAAAGCUAUCGACGCCUGGAAGACGCCUUUAUUCGCGCCUCAUUUUCACCAGGUCGGCUUUAUAAACGCCUGCACACCCGUAGCGUCCAAGGAGGCCGUCAACACCAUGAACCGCUUCCGCGCCUCCGCUGAGCGAUCUGAGCGAAUGAGGCACUAUGUAAAGUCGAUCGACUCCAAGAAGGACCUCGAAGCUGUAUGCUGGCAAUAUCAAAAUUCGCCAUUUCCCGGUUGGCACGGGUACUUCAACGGAUGGAGCGGCUACGCCAACUCUGGCGCUGCUCUGCGGACCGUCUACAACGCUGCCAAGGUCCAGGGCGUCAAGUUCAUCCUCGGAAGCGCUGGUACUGCAUCUGAGGUCGUUUACCAGGGCUCCGGAUCUCAACGCAAGGCCAUCGGUGUGAGGACCCCGGGUGGUCUCUUCUACCCUGCGAAGCUAGUGAUUAUCGCUGCCGGCGCGGCUGCCGGCAAGCUCGUUCCGGACAUCGGCAGUGAUCUCGUAGCCAAGUCAUGGUCCGUUGCCCACAUCGAACUAACGGACGACGAGACCGCCGAGCUCCGCGGCAUACCUGUUACAUAUGCCCGUGAUCUGGGUUUCUUUUUCGAGCCUGACCCGAAGACCAACCUACUGAAGCUGUGCCCUAUGGGUGGUGGCUACGUUAACACCGACUCUAGGACGGGUAUCUCUAUCCCACCUGCGUUCAAGGACAGCCAAUUCCUUCCCAAGGGCGACGAAUUGCAGCUUCGCGAGUUACUGAGGCAAACCUUCCCCAGGUUUGCGGAUCGUCCCUUCGUCAGGAACUCCUUGUGCUGGUUUGCCGACACCGCCGACUCCAACUUCAUCAUCGACUACGUUCCUAACACUUCCUCGUCUUUGGUCAUGCUCAGUGGUGACUCUGGCCAUGGUUUCAAGUUCUUCCCCAUUUUCGGCAGUUUCGUCAAGGAUCUGAUAGAUAACGAGAGCGGGAAGCAGACCAUCGAGCAAUGGAGGUGGAAGGCUGGGGAGCAGAAGAGCGGCAACUGGGGUGAGGAGGUUAGCUGGAGGUUGGGCAAGAGCAGGGAGUUCAUUGAUAUCCUACCUAAUGUAGAAGCUAAGCUGUAG